CGUAUACUCCAAUGGCUGGAACACGUCGAAGGUCGCCUCAACAGCACGGAUCGUCGAGGAAACAACCAAAUCGUAGCGCCAAGCAGCGCGCUGCCCGCGACCAACUGGAGCAAGCCACAAAGGAAUCAGCCACUCAGGCUUCCCAACAGUCUGCCUCUAGACGUGCCGCCGCGCGCUCGACCGAUCCGUUAAUCGCCGCAACCGAGCGCAUGGUGGCCACUUUGAACGGGACUCUCGCGCCUGGAGAACAGCCGGCGGAAUAUGCAUACGUUUAUCAAUAUCUGCCUCCUUACUUGGCCAUACCUGCCGGAACCCCGAUGACGACUGCUCUCAAGGCCACCGUCACCUAUUCGCCAUUGUCCGAGGAAGUCAUGAGGUUGAUGUUCAUAGCGGAGUGUGGGAGCGUGGAAGCUGGGAUGGAGCAGGCGCGCGAUGUAUACGCCAACAGCGACAUCAGAGGGGGUAACCCUGAUCCCGAGGACACGACAUUGCAGCUCGUCGAUAUCCCCGGCCAGAGCUAUCAUAUGCGCUUCUGGCAGGGGCAUCAGGACGCGGGGCGCUCUAUCACCUUUCAGUUUUGUGACAACAAGACUCGACAACCAAGGAGACGGCCCCGCGGACUGCGUGUCUACUUCCGUGACACCCUCAAUGUUCGACGAGAGAUCAAAUCUGAGGAGUACAUCUUCGGCGCCCCCCAGCUAUCGAAGGUUGCGAGCGAAUCCUUUGUCACGUACGAUGGCUACAAGGUCGAACUCGUCGUCAACAACGUUGCCGUCAAAAUGCUUCGCAUGCCCUGCCGUGCUACCGAGAGCCAGCCGGCCACGCCUCUCGAGGAGCUUCCGCUCGAGGAUUGAUUGAUCAUGCGAGCUACGCGUUUUGUAUCUGUUUUUUGUAUCCUGUAGCCUGUACAAUGCUUGGUUGUACUGAAUGUAUACUCGGCUAGAGAGGCAUCACGAGAAUGCCAAUCCGUUUUAGGGCCAAAUGCCUCA
Molecule: messenger RNA, 989 nt
Organism: Schizophyllum commune H4-8
Lineage: Eukaryota; Fungi; Basidiomycota; Agaricomycetes; Agaricales; Schizophyllaceae
Exons: 2
Coding region: 12-854 (280 amino acids)
Source: RefSeq, a predicted model, not a curated record